AUGUCGGAAUUGGCUAUAAACACGGCCGGUGGACUCAUUGGUACUGGUGCCACCACCACAAAGAACGAAGUAGCAACAGCUGCAACAACUCCCACAACGACAACUACGAUUAAGCAACAGCAAGAUGAUUACAACGGAGGCGAUAGGGCCGUCAUUCAACUUUUGAGUAAAUUGGACGAGGGCACACAAACGAUUGCCAACUUACGUUCCAUCUUGACGCUCAAAACAGCAGAACUGAAUGAACUGGUGGCGCAAUUGGAAUUAGCUAACCAAGCUAUUAUCAAUGUCGAUACGACGACGACGCAGAUCGAGACCAUGUUGAAGGAUAUGGGUCUGUCAGGCGAACGGAACGAGUCCGUGUUGAUGCAUGCAGAAGCCACGUUGGAUUCGGCUAUAAAAUCCGCAAGUUGUUUGUAUGAUACACCAUCAGCAGCAGCGACUCCAAAGCGACCACAGCAACGACGGCCUUCUAUGGCUAGUAGCAAUGACUCAACGGAACAGCGUCGUAUGUCGGCAAGAUUUACAACACGGAUUCGAUAUAAGCCGGAUACUAAGUAUAUUCUUCGUCAACUUAAUGAAUUACUGCGAGAUCUGGAAUUGGACUCUGCGAAAUUCUUUGAAGGCAUCGGAACGACUGAUGAUGUUCAAGCUUUGCAAAAGGCCAAGGUGGAUCUCGAUAUAGCAAGGACCAUUGCGCUGUCGGCAAAGAGCAAUAUGAAGCGCCGGACGAUUUUACUUCGAAGUGCCAGCAGAAGACGUAAUGCACCAGAGGAAAUCAAAAUGUGGAAGCAAUAUGCAAGAGGUGCGCCGAUGAUUGUGGAUGGAAAGGACAUUAUUGAGACCUUGGAUCGCGAGGAUGCUCUGAUCGCUCAAAACCUUCCCGUUCACCCAUCACGCAUGUCUUUCGAUGGCUAUGCUUCUACCAAGGGCUCGCCCACACCUUCUUCGUCCAGCACGACACGAGCUUCGAUGCGCAACAGUUUGUCGACGCGCACCACUGACUCUCGACCCACCCAUAGCCGUACAUCAUCACUCCAUGCAGGAACACCUACUACUGAAUCCGCUAUACCCGUCCCAUCGUUUCAGCAACAACUACCGCCUGUGCCACCUAUUCCACCUUCUGCAGCAUCUGCUGCUGCCGCUGCUGCAAAGAAAAUCCACCGCCACUCUGCAGCUGCGCGCGCAUCCAUGAGGGCCAGCUCGGGCGCAACGCGUGUACGCACGUCCUCCUUAACCUCACACAAGGCAACAAAGGAAAAACCAGUCAGAUCCAGUAUGAGCGCUAUUCCUGCACCGCCUUCCUCCCUCUCUUCCUCAACUACCGCAGCAGCAGCAGCAGCAGUGACGACGACGACACCGCCACAGUCUCCGUCAAUGACUGCUGCUUCUUCAACGACAAAGACAAACUCAUCCGCCAAAGGUUCUCAGCAGCGUGGUCCAGGUUCAACUUUGCGAAUCAGAAGUAUGCUUGCCAGACGGAAUGUUCAACAACAAUAA
This is a messenger RNA of Zychaea mexicana, 1497 nucleotides long. RefSeq lists its product as uncharacterized. Lineage: Eukaryota; Fungi; Mucoromycota; Mucoromycetes; Mucorales; Lichtheimiaceae. The record is from RefSeq and is a predicted model, not a curated record. Bases 1 to 1497 code for a protein of 498 amino acids. The transcript is spliced from 6 exons.